AUGUCAAACCUUACUGACAACAGGACCCUGCCGUUUCUAAACUGUCCUGGGAAUCCUGAUGUCAUACGAAUCGCUAAAACCUUCGCGUACGGCGUGAUAAUAUUCGUUGCGCUCACAGGGAACUGCUUCAUCGGAGCCAUAGUCUUCAAGACGAAAUCGAUGCGCAGAACAAUUAACUAUCUCAUUGUAAACAUGGCUAUGUCUGACCUCCUGCUUCCAAUUUUCGCAUUCCCACGCAUCCUCACAGAACUGUACGCUGGUUAUUGGCUCAUAGAUGGACCCACGGGCUUAGCACUUUGCAAACUAUGCUUCUUUUUGCAGGAUGUUUCUACUGCCGUUUCGAUCCAAAGCCUGGUUUUGAUAGCCGUAGAUCGAUUUGGAGCUGUGGUUUUUCCCUUUAGGCCUCCAGUCGUCAGCUCAAAGCUUUGCCCAUACUUCAUUUUCUCUACCUGGACCGUUGCCAUGGCCAUCCAUUGUCCCUACUUUUUUGCCCGUAAACUGGUGAAGAUUCAAGGAAAACUGUCCUGCGAGUUGCUGUGGAAUGACGCCUUUGGAAUGUCAUCAUCACUGAAAAAUUACUACAUCGCCAUGUUUAUUAUUCUGGCUGUCAUCCCAUUCACUCUCAUGGCAAUACUUUACUCCAUCAUCAUUUGUAGCCUUAGGUCUCAAAAGAUGCCAGGUGGAGAAUCAGUGAACGCUAAGGAACAGGAAAAGCGAGUGAGAAGGGACAGAAACGUUCUCAAGAUGGUCAUUGCCAUUGUUUUAGGGUUUGCUUUAUGCUGGGCACCUUUUAACGUCCAAGCUUUUUUAACAUUCUUUGUGUGGGACAAAAACCCUGCACCAAGUUGUGGUUUUAGAGCCUUCGGCUUUUUUGCUCUAUUCAUGGCCUACGCAAACUGCGCCAUAAACCCAUGCAUUUGCUUUACCUUUAGUGGCAAUUACCGCAAAGGCUUCAAGAGCUUUUUUGAGUGCUGCUCGAACAAGUGUGAUUGUGGAUGUUUUGGUUCCAUGCGUAGCCACUCAUGGAAUCUCCAAACAUGGAGCUCAAAGGAAGAUGGGCAAAAUGUCACACUUUCUUCCCUUGCCUAG
Messenger RNA from Porites evermanni, 1089 nucleotides. The record is from the annotation of a GenBank genome assembly. Lineage: Eukaryota; Metazoa; Cnidaria; Anthozoa; Scleractinia; Poritidae.